This is a messenger RNA of Myzus persicae (green peach aphid), 4211 nucleotides long. It is a transcript of the gene cdc14, whose product is annotated as dual specificity protein phosphatase CDC14B. Gene Ontology annotation, biological process: positive regulation of cytokinesis; cilium assembly; dephosphorylation. The transcript has 13 exons. Gene Ontology annotation, molecular function: protein serine/threonine phosphatase activity. Bases 1021 to 2859 code for a protein of 612 amino acids. Lineage: Eukaryota; Metazoa; Arthropoda; Insecta; Hemiptera; Aphididae. The record is from RefSeq and is a predicted model, not a curated record. Gene Ontology annotation, cellular component: kinociliary basal body; centrosome; nucleolus.
UUCGCAACUUUUGUAUACACGUAAGUGGUAAGUAUACAGUUUUAUUUUUGUAUUUAAUAGCUUCCUGCAGUUUUUUACUUUAAGAUAGGUAGCUCAACAAUACAUCACAGAGGUAAAGUCAUAUAGAACAAGUUCAAUGAAGCUCAUAUCUUAAAGAUAAAACAAGUUUGAGCAUUGCUAAGUUUUAAUAGUUUUUAAACUUUGCAUGCUAAAAUACUAAAGAAUUGUGGGUAUAUAAUGUAUAUUGUUAUAAUAAAAUAUUUAAUUUAACAUUUUUGCGAGCCAACUUCAUGUACGUUGAUUUCUUUUUGUCAAUACCUAAUUUUACAUAGGAACUGAUGUAUAAGUGGCGGUUGAAUUUAAAGUAGGUACCUAUUAAAAAUUAAUUUUUUAAAGUAGGCAGUUUUAGGCCGGCAUAUUUCGCUGUUGUCAGCCGCCCAUGGUAACGCCCGAUUCGAACGUGUUUGAGAACCCUGCAUUUUGUUAAUUUGUUAUCAGCUAGUAGAACAUGCGUAUAAUAACAAGAUGUUAAUGUAGCAUGACAUGUAGGUAUGUAAAUUGAAAAUAGAAAUAAAAACGCAACAUUUAAUUACUCAAUACGAUUAAUUAUUAUUACUUACUAACUAUUUGAUUUAUUGUAUUAUUUUAUCGUACGAAGUAUUCAACAGUUGUACUAGCAGUAGUAAUUGGUAGUUACUAGUGUGUAAAAAUUAUUAAUUUACCAAUGUCGGAUCGGUUAGUGUGUGCCUACCAAAAACAUUAUUUUUCGGUAUACUGGUUAAAAUGUGUCGACAUACAUUGUUAUUGAUCGUAAACAAAACCUAUAUAAACUGAAAUAGUAUGCAAAUUAUAGAAGCAUGCAUAAUAAAGUAUACAAAUUAUAGAAUCCGGAAGACACACCUACAUUAAUAGGACAGUGUAGGAUGGAUGGUGGAACACCAAACAUCUUCAUCAUCAGUACUUGUAUUAUAGCUACAUAUUAGGUACCACUCAGUUGAACAGAAAAAAAAUCACUGGAAAAUGUCAGCUGAAUUCAACUCACUGAUGGUUAGUGAUAACGCUAAUAAAUUGGAAGUAGCUGAACUAUCAGAAUUUAUUGAAAAUCGGCUGUAUUUUAUGGUUUUAUCCAAUCAUAAGGGUCCAACAACACUUCAGAAUUUUAAGGAUUGGAAAAAUGCAUUGAAGGACAAUGAUGUAUUCUAUUUAAAUGUUGAUGACAAUUUGGUGUAUGAUGGUUUUUAUAGCGACUUUGGUCCUUUAAAUUUAGCUAUGAUAUAUCGUUAUAUUGGUAUAGUACGCGACAAGCUUAAAGUUUACAAGAGAGUUAUUCACUGUGCUCAUAUUGGUGAUCAAAAGAAAAGGUCAAAUGCAGCUUUUCUUAUUUGUGCAUAUUUGAUAAUUGAAAAUAAUUGGACAGCUCAUCAAACAUAUAGUAUAUUAUCAAAACAAUAUAAAUAUAAAUAUAUACCAUUUAGAGACGCAUCAUGUUUGUUGCAAUCAGAAUAUUCAGUGUCAGUUGAAGAAUGUGUUAAUGCCUUAUACAAAGCUAAAUGGUAUGGAUUUUUUGAUAUGAGUGACUUUGAUUUGGAUGAAUAUGAAAAAUAUGAGACUGUGAAGUAUGGUGAUAUUAAUUGGAUUGUACCUGCUACCUUAUUGGCAUUUUCAUCACCUCAUUCUCGAGAUUAUGUUGACAAAUCUGGCUAUCAGAUACAUUCUCCAGCUUACUAUUACCCGUAUUUCAAAGAGAACAAUGUCAAGCAUGUAGUUAGAUUAAACAGUAAAAAGACGUAUGAUGCUAAACGUACAUUUGUAGCAGUAGCUAAUAUUCAACACACGGAUUUGAUUUUUACUGAUGGUACACCACCUUCAGAUACUAUACUCAAAUACUUUCUGCGUCUCUGUGAGCAGUACAUUGAUGAUAGUUGUGAAGUUGAACACACAAAUAAUGAAAAAUGUGAAUCAAAUGAAAUCACUCCAAAUAUAAUUAUAAAUAAUGAAGUUAAUAUAGAUAAACAUGCUGGUGCUGUGGCUGUUCACUGUAAAGCUGGAUUGGGAAGAACUGGUUGUUUAUUGGCUUCAUAUAUUGUGAAGCAUUGGUCAUUUACGGCAGUAGAAGCUAUAGCAUGGACUCGAAUAUGUCGACCUGGUUCAGUAAUUGGUGUGCAGCAACAAUGGCUAAUCAAUAAAGAAGAUUAUUUAACAACUCUUGGCAAACAAUGGCGAGAAAACCGGAAAAAUGCUGUUAACAAAUAUAAACGGUUUACAAAUGGAGUGUACAGUGUUAAACGGCAUACUUCCAGUGCUAAUGCUUAUGAAUAUGUAGAUCCACCUCCUCAUUUAUACAUUAGUAAUGAGAAACAAUUCAUCAGCAGUGGCAAUGGUGAUAGUGAAAUAGAAUCUGAAGAGUACAAUCAAACCAGACUAUCAUCUGUUUUAAAAAAUAAAUUGAAAACAAACAAUCCUGAUAUCCAAAGUGAUGUAUACAUACCAAACUUUAGACAAAAGAGAUCAGCCUCAAAAACAGAGGACCCCAAGCCUAAAAGUUCAUUUUCAGCGUUAAAAAAUAUUCGUCGAGUUACAAAUGCAUCUAUUGGAAUAAGUAUGAAUAAUCUGGUGAAAAAAAAUAAUACUGCUCCAACUACAAUAACUAUCACAAGAAGUAAUUUAAAGACUUCUAUAAUUGGGAAAAAAAAUACAAAACCAACAGCAGUAUGUAAAACUAGCACCAAAACAACAAAAACAUCAGAAACUGCCACUGCAAUAACGAAUGAAACAAAACCAUCUUAUGCUUUAGCAACUGUGGCAUCAUCUGCACGUGUGUCAAGGCGUCUUCGUAGUCAAAACUGCAUUACUAAAUAAAAUAGUGAACACAUUUAUAACACUGAGUGCAAACAGUUAUGAAGAAUGAUAUUCUUUUAUGGAUAGAAGGAUCACAUACAUUAGAGAUUUAGUGCUUUAGAACAUCUAAAAUGAUUAGUUAGAUUUUUAAUGGUCCUAUGCCGGGUUGCAUGAACAAUUACUAAACAUUUUACUAAUCAAUAGUGAACUAAUGGUCCUUUAAGCAUGAUUUAGUAGCCCAUGAUUGGUCCAUUAAAUUUUAUUGGACUGUUAAAUUAAUACAUUUUUCUUGUAACCCAGCAUUAGUCUUGACAAUUUUGAAAAGUUUCAUCUUGAGUUCAAUAUUGAUUUACAGUGGUUGGUGCUUAUUUAAAUCAAGCCUAAAUGCUAUAUUAUAUUUUGUUUAGCAUUUUUUUAGUGCUAAAAACUGGACAUGUCUACAAUAACAGACUGGAAUUGUGUUUGAUUUUUUUUUAUUGACUGAUAUGAAUUUGCCAAAACACCAAGAUAAGACUAAAUUUAAAAAAAAAAAUAUUAAUUUGUUUGUUUUUUACAAUAAUUAUGUGUAGACACCUACAAAUACAUCAUUUUUAGGGUUAAAAUAAAUCUAAUUUUCCUUUUUUUUAUGUGUGGACAUGGCUUGUAUUUGGGCAAGUAGUAAAUGAUAUUUAGUAUGUUUGUGUGGUUUUCAUUUGGGUAAAACCCAUUAAACUACCUAUCUUUUGGGCAAUUAUACAUAUCAUUAAAGCGAGAUUAAUAUAAAUACAUACCUAAUAAAUUGAAUACAUCAUUUGGGGGAAUUUAUAUAUAUUGUUUGAAUGAAUCUUAUGUGAUACUUAAGUAGCAAUCUCAGUCAGUUUUAACUAUCGUUGUUAAAAACAUUUCUUGAUCAAAUUAUAAUAUGUUAUAAUACGCUACCAAUUAUUUAAAAUAUACAAUCGCUGAUAUAAUUCUAAGUUUAAAUUUUAUAAUAUUGUGUAAAAAGUUUUUCCAUUUUACUCUUAUAUAAAAGCUAACAAAAAUUGGUUCUGCUGAAUUAAAAUCUGCUAUGUUACGAGUCUAUAUAAGAGCAAGAAAUCAAAUAGUGUGCUGACAUCCUCUUAAAUAAGAAUUUGACUGUACUUUUAGUUUAUUUUUUGCCCAAUUGAUGUAUGCUUCACUCAUAUUCAUUUUGGGUCAUUCAUCUAAAUUAUGCCUGUAUGUGUAACCUACCCAAAGAUUACCCACAUCAUACAAAGAAUAAAUGCCUGCACAUUUUCAUGUACAUGUAAUAUAAGCAAUAUGAAAAAUAUAUUUUUAAUAAAUGCAUCAACAUAUAAUAGAUAUACAUCUGACAAACAACAUAGGUAAUUCUUGUGGUUUGGUCUUAAAAA